Molecule: messenger RNA, 2043 nt
Organism: Podospora anserina S mat+
Lineage: Eukaryota; Fungi; Ascomycota; Sordariomycetes; Sordariales; Podosporaceae
Exons: 4
Coding region: 1-2043 (680 amino acids)
Molecular function (GO): metalloaminopeptidase activity
Source: RefSeq, a predicted model, not a curated record
AUGCGCCAUAUAUGGGCCCUUCCUAGCUUAACAGCACUCUCUCUGUUCCAAGCUUCUGCUGCAUCCGCUGUACCUAGAGCUCGCCAAGCUAUCAACACCAGCUCCCCCCUCGCCCCGUUCCGUACUAAGAGACGAUUCCGCACCCAAGCCCAACUCCUGAGCAACAGUGCUACUAAGACGACACUUGUUGAAGAGAUGGUGACUGUUGAUACCACGAGCCGGCUGGCCGCCCUGCGGUCCUUGAUGAAGGAGCGCAACCUUCAUGUCUAUGUUGUACCAUCCGAAGAUAGCCAUGCUUCCGAGUAUAUCGCCGACUGCGAUGCCCGCCGCACAUUCAUCUCUGGCUUCUCCGGGUCAGCAGGAACCGCCAUCGUGACCCUGGACAAGGCAGCUCUCGCCACAGACGGCCGAUACUUCAACCAAGCUUCCAAGCAGCUGGAUUCCAACUGGUAUUUGCUCAAGACUGGUAUGCAGGAUGUACCAACCUGGCAGGAAUGGGCGACGCAGGAAGCAGAGGGUGGUAAGCUGAUUGGUGUCGACCCUCAGCUGAUUUCCAGCGCCAUUGCCGAGAAGCUCGAUGAGGAUAUCAAAAACGCCGGUGGUGGUGGUCUUGUUGGGAUCAAGGAAAACCUGGUAGACCUUGUCUGGGGCUCUGAGCAACCACCUCGCCCCAGCAACAGUGUAUUCCUCUUGGGCCAGCAAUACGCUGGAAAGGACACGGCAGCGAAGCUUGCCGAUCUCCGCAAGGAGCUGGAUAAGAAGAAGGCGGCUGGUUUUGUUCUUUCCAUGCUUGACGAGAUCGCUUGGCUCUUCAACCUCCGCGGCAGCGAUAUCGCUUACAACCCGGUCUUCUUUUCGUACGCGAUUGUGACGCAGGCCUCGGCUACACUUUACAUUGACGAAGCGAAAUUGACCGACGAGUGCAAGACCUAUCUUGAACGAAACAAGGUUACCAUUAAGCCCUAUGGUGCUCUGUUUGAGGACAGCGAGGAGCUUGCUCGCCGAGCAGAGGCCGAUUCCAAGGACGCCAAGCCCAGGAAGUAUCUCAUUUCGAGUAAGGGGUCAUGGGCUCUGAAGCUGGCAUUGGGAGGUAACAAGUUUGUCGAUGAAGUCCGGAGUCCAGUUGGUGAUGCCAAGGCUGUCAAGAAUGAUGUUGAAUUGAACGGCAUGAGAAACUGCCACAUUCGCGACGGCGCUGCUCUGACAGAGUUCUUUGCCUGGUUGGAAGACCAACUUGUGAACCAGAAGGCUCAGCUGGAUGAGGUGGAUGCGGCCGACAAGCUGGAGCAGAUCAGAUCAAAGCACAAGGACUUUGUUGGACUUUCCUUUGAUACUAUUUCCUCGACAGGGGCGAAUGCUGCUGUCAUUCACUACAAGCCAGAGAAGGGUGCCUGCAAGAUCAUUGAUCCCAACGCCAUCUACCUCUGCGAUUCCGGGGCUCAGUACCUGGACGGCACCACAGACACCACCAGAACGCUUCAUUUUGGAACGCCAACCGCCAAGGAAAAGAAGGCUUACACCUUGGUUCUCAAGGGCAACAUCGCCUUGGAUUCGGUAGUCUUCCCCAAGGGAACAAGUGGUUUCGCCAUCGAUGUCAUGGCCCGUCAAUUUCUUUGGAAAUAUGGCCUCGACUAUCGCCAUGGUACAGGCCACGGUGUAGGCUCGUUCCUAAACGUGCACGAGGGGCCCAUCGGCAUCGGUACAAGGAAACAGUAUAUCGACGUUGCCCUGGCCGCUGGCAAUGUGCUCUCGAUCGAACCAGGCUACUACGAAGAUGAAGCAUUCGGUAUCCGCAUUGAAAACCUCGCCAUUGUGAAGGAGGUCAAGACGGAGCAUUCGUUUGGCGACAAGCCAUACCUCGGAUUCGAGCAUGUCACCAUGGUUCCGUACGCCCGCAAUCUCAUUGAUGAGACCCUUCUCACACCGGAUGAAAAGGAUUGGCUGAACCGGGCCAACAAGAAGAUUCUCGAGAAGACGCUUGGAUACUUUGAGAACGAUCCUUUGACAAAGGCCUGGUUGUUGCGGGAGACGCAGCCUUUUUGA